This is a messenger RNA of Equus quagga, 999 nucleotides long. It is a transcript of the gene FKBP1B, whose product is annotated as FKBP prolyl isomerase 1B. Gene Ontology annotation, biological process: regulation of cardiac muscle contraction by regulation of the release of sequestered calcium ion. Gene Ontology annotation, cellular component: sarcoplasmic reticulum membrane. The record is from RefSeq and is a predicted model, not a curated record. Lineage: Eukaryota; Metazoa; Chordata; Mammalia; Perissodactyla; Equidae. Gene Ontology annotation, molecular function: peptidyl-prolyl cis-trans isomerase activity. The coding region runs from base 228 to 521 and encodes 97 amino acids. The transcript is spliced from 3 exons.
CCAUGGGGAGCUACUGAAGUGUGUGUUUUUUGUUUUUUGUGUUUUUUUUACUGAAGUGAAAAACCAAAACUUAAAACUUUACUGAAGUUUUAAGUAAAGGAGUAAUAUGAUCAGAUAUUUUGUAAAAGAAAAAUCAUUCUGGGCACAGUGUGGAGAAGGGAACAGAGGAGUAAGAGUGAGCAAAAAGGCCAGUUAGAGGUUAUUCCUGUACACCAGUGAGGUAUGAUAUGGUGAUCUGGCGAGGCCACAGCAUGGUGGUAAUAGAAAUGGAGAAAACAGGAAUGCUCCAAAACGGGAAGAAAUUUGAUUCAUCCAGAGACAGAAACAAACCUUUCAAGUUCAGAAUUGGCAAACAGGAAGUCAUCAAGGGUUUUGAAGAGGGUGCAGCCCAGAUGAGCUUGGGGCAGAGGGCGAAGCUGACCUGCACCCCUGAUGUGGCAUAUGGAGCCACGGGCCACCCCGGUGUCAUCCCUCCCAAUGCCACCCUCAUCUUUGACGUGGAGCUGCUCAACUUAGAGUGAAGGCAGGAAGUCGAGGUGGCUGGAGAUGGCUGCUGCUCACCCUCCUAGCCUGCUCUGCCACUGGGACGGCUCCUCCUGCUUGGGGCUCUUGAUCAGUGCGCUAACCUCACUGCCCCACGGCAUUAUCCAUUCUCUCUGCCCAAGUUGCUCUGUAUGUGUUCGUCACUGUUCAUGCGCAUCUUUGCUUGAAGAAACUUCGGUUGCAGAUUGAAACAUUUCAGGUUGCGCAUUUCGCGUGAUGCAUGUAGUAGCCAUUCCUGAUCACAGAACAUAGAUUUCUUGUUCGCACAAUCUACACUGCCUUACCUUCACUUAAGCCAGACAUACAAGGUGCUCAGACACGAAAUGUACAUGGUGUACACAGAGGGACUUGAGCCAGUUACCUUUGCUGUCACUUUCUCUCUCAGAAAUUCUGUUGGCUGCUGAUUUAAACAAUGUCCUCUUUGGAAAUGAUAUGUAAAAUAAAGGCUCUGUGCUU